Rhinocladiella mackenziei CBS 650.93 is the source of this 1953-nucleotide messenger RNA. RefSeq lists its product as uncharacterized. Gene Ontology annotation, cellular component: nucleus; replication fork; site of double-strand break. Gene Ontology annotation, biological process: response to radiation; error-prone translesion synthesis. The transcript has a single exon. The record is from RefSeq and is a predicted model, not a curated record. Gene Ontology annotation, molecular function: damaged DNA binding; DNA-directed DNA polymerase activity. NCBI's taxonomy places the organism in Eukaryota, Fungi, Ascomycota, Eurotiomycetes, Chaetothyriales, Herpotrichiellaceae. The coding region runs from base 1 to 1953 and encodes 650 amino acids.
AUGUCUCCUUCGCAGCCAUUCAUCCCCUCAUCGCCCAUUGAAGGUGGCUUCAGGAAGAAAUCGCGCUUCACAUACAAACAUCUCCAUCUGCUGAGUCAAUCCUCGACGACAUGCCCUCUGCGAGUGAUCGCGCUGAUUGACUACGAUGCUUUCUACGCGCAAUGUGAGAUGGUCAGGUUGGGCGUAGCAGAGAACCAACCCCUCGCCGUACAACAAUGGCAAGGGAUCAUCGCCAUUAACUAUCCAGCCAGGGAAUUCGGGCUGAACCGACAUGUGACGGUCAACGAAGCAAAGACCAAAUGUCCGAAGAUCGUAAUCCAACACGUGGCGACUUGGCGCGAGGGCGACGACAAAUGGGCCUACCGCGACGACGCGGCCAACCAUAUCCAGACAGAUAAAGUCUCGCUGGACCCGUACCGGCUGGAGUCAAGAAAGGGCUUGGCGCUGGUCAAGGAGAUCCUCCCGCCGCCCCCAACCCAGAAGGUCGAAAAGGCCAGUAUCGACGAGGUGUUCCUCGACUUGUCUGCACAGAUCCAUCAGAUCCUCCUCGAUAGGUACCCGGAGCUCGCACAUGCGCCGUACGACGAUCCGACGGAACAUCUGCCCUUGCCGCCUUCCGCCGCGCUGGACUGGCAAGCGGAUGCCCUGGUAGAUUUGGACUCGGCGGAGACCGAGGAUGACGACCCAGAUUGGGACGAUGUGGCAAUGAACAUCGGCGCCGAGGUCGUUCGAGGCGUACGCGCCACAAUCCACGAACGGUUGAAAUAUACCUGCUCAGCGGGCAUUGCGCGCAACAAAAUGAUGGCCAAGCUCGGGGCCGGGUACAAGAAACCGAAUCAGCAGACCAUUGUGCGGAAUCGGGCAGUGCAGCACUUUCUCUCCGGCUUCAAAUUCACCAAGAUCCGCAAUCUGGGUGGCAAGCUCGGAGAUCACGUCGUAGACACGUUCGGCACCGAGGAAGUCAGGGAGCUGCUGAGCAUUCCGCUGGAACAGAUGAAGGCUAAGCUGGGCGCAGAUACGGGGAUGUGGCUCUACGAAAUCCUUCGCGGGGAGGAUCAUAGUGAAGUCAGCUCACGCACGCAGAUUAAAUCCAUGUUGUCAGCCAAGUCCUUCCGACCGAGUAUCAGCACGACCGAACAGGCAAACAAAUGGUUACGUAUUUUCGUGGCAGAUAUCUAUGCGCGUCUGGUAGAAGAAGGCGUGCUGGAGAACAAGAGACGGCCCAAGACCAUCACUCUUUAUCAUCGUCAGGGUGGACAGACUAAAUCGAAACAACUGCCAAUUCCACAAGGCAAGAAGAUGGACGAGGCGAUUCUGUUCGGCCUUGCAAAGACACUUUUGGGACAGGUCGUUGUUGACGGCAGGGCUUGGCCGUGUGCGAACCUCUCGUUGAGUGUAGGUGGGUUCGAAGAUGGUAUUUCUGGGAAUAAGGGAAUCGACACGUUCCUCUUGAAAGGCGAGGAAGCCAGAGCAGCCAUGGAUGUUCCACCUCGAGGUAAUAUAGCGACACCCAAUCCGGAUGAGACUCGACCGGAGAAGCGACGGAAACUCAAUGAAGCCUCUAGCAUUACCCGAUUCUUCUCUAGGGGCGAGAGUCCAGGGGAUGUCGAGGGUGAAUCGGCAGCCGACAUCGUAGAAGAACACGAUGACCAGGAUGACCCUGAGAACAAGGAAGCCGCUCAAGCUGGCCAUUCUCCUCGACUGCACCGACAGGGCAUCGCCCCGUAUUUCUGCCAGGCAUGUCAACAGUCGAUUCAUGAGUCCGACAGAGCCGAGCACGAGGAUUGGCAUUUCGCCAAAGACCUCCAGGCCCAAGACACACCUGCGAUGCAAGGUCCGUCAAACAGUCGUCCCCCUGGUCGGUCGACCACCAAACCAAAGCGUGGAGGCAUUAGUAGUCGGGGACCGGGGGCGAAACCCGAGAAAGGCCAGAGUCGUCUUGCUUUUGGCUAG